AUGGAUAGAAGACGCCCUUCUUGCAGCAACUCACUACCUAGCAGUGAAGCUCAGAUACGAUUGUGCCCUGAAAAGUUCGAUGAAUCGUCCACCGAUGAUGGACAGAAGUUACCACCCGUUGACGGAGGGUUCCAGGCAUGGAUGUUUCUGGCAGCUUGUGUAAUGCUCGAGGCUUUGAUAUGGGGAUUUGCUUUUGCAUUCGGAGUCUUCCAAAAAUACUACCACGCCCAUGAAGCCUUCCAGGACUCUAAUAUGGUAGCUGUUAUUGGAACAUGUGCUACAGGAAUAUCCUAUUUGAGCUGUCCACUGGUCAUUGUUGCUAUGAUCCUCCUUCCUCAAUGGGGACGCUGGUUCUCAUCUGUAGGGGUGAUUAUAAUGUGUCUUUCCCUGGCAUUGGGCUCAUUUUCUUCCAAUGUCACUCAUCUCGUCCUCUCCCAAGGAGUCGGCUUCGGAAUCGGCGGCUGUAUAGCAUACAGUCCAUCCAUCCUGUAUAUGGACGAGUGGUUCGUCCACAGACGAGGUCUCGCGUUCGGCAUAACCUGGGCUGGAUCAGGUGUAUCCGGCAUAAUAUUCCCGAUUGGCCUAGAGAAGCUAUUGAAUCGCUUCGGAUUCGAAACUACUCUCAGGGUCAUAUCCGUGGUGGUGUUCGUUCUCGCUGCGCCUUUCAUCUACUUCCACAAACCCCGGCUUCCAGUCAGGAAAACAGUCGACUAUCAACGUCUGAACUUCCGCUUCCUUACAACCAGGAUAUUUUGCGUCUAUCAACUCGGCAACAUUAUAGAAGCACUGGGGUUCUUCUUGCCCGGUAUUUAUCUACCGACUUAUGCCCGCAGCAUUGGCGCUACGGAUUUUCUCUCCUCGUUGACCAUCACGCUUUUGAAUCUGGCGUCGGUUUUUGGGAGCGUCACUAUGGGACAUCUGGCAGAUCGAUAUCAUGCUAUCACCUGCAUUACCAUCUCGACUGUCGGGAGUACUCUGUCUGUGUUUUUCCUCUGGGGGUUUGCAUCAACAUUGCCCACAUUACUUGUUUUUUCUGUCGCAUACGGAUUAUUUGCAGGGUGUUACUCGGCGACGUGGUCGGGGAUAACUCACGAGGUCCGACGAGUCGAUCCGUCUGCCGACGCAACUAUCAUCUUCGCGGUUAUUGCCUUUGGGCGAGGAAUUGGAAAUGUCGUUAGCGGUCCAUUAAGUGAGGCUAUACUUGAUGUAGACCCGUGGAAGGACUCUGCUGCAGCGGGCUAUGGCAGUGGAUAUGGGGUUAUCAUCUUGUGUACGGGGAUUAGUUGCUUGUUGAGCGGAGUAUGUAUAGUCGCGCAUUAUAUGAAAUGUAUAUAG
Messenger RNA from Penicillium samsonianum, 1335 nucleotides. RefSeq lists its product as uncharacterized. The record is from RefSeq and is a predicted model, not a curated record. Gene Ontology annotation, molecular function: transmembrane transporter activity. The transcript is spliced from 3 exons. Gene Ontology annotation, cellular component: fungal-type vacuole membrane. Gene Ontology annotation, biological process: transmembrane transport. The coding region runs from base 1 to 1335 and encodes 444 amino acids. Lineage: Eukaryota; Fungi; Ascomycota; Eurotiomycetes; Eurotiales; Aspergillaceae.